AUGGCGAUCGGCGGGCCCCCCGCGCCGCGAAGCCGUAAAACGGCCGGAACACCGCGAUCGGCCAACGUUUAUAUCUCGCCGAUACGGUGCCCGCGACGGAUUAAGCUGUCAAAACGCUACAAAAUGGUACAGCGACUUACGUUUAGGCGACGAUUGUCGUACAAUACCAAGUCAAACCAGAGGAGGAUAGUUCGAACCCCCGGUGGUCGUCUUGUCUAUCAGUAUGUCAAAAAGCCCAAGAAGAUCCCAAGAUGUGGGCAGUGCAAAAGCAAGCUCCGAGGUAUUCAACCUGCAAGACCUGCUGAGCGCUCCCGCCUCUGCUAUCGUAAGAAGACAGUGAAGCGUGUCUAUGGUGGUGUUUUGUGCCACAAAUGUGUAAAACAACGCAUUGUGAGAGCUUUCCUUAUUGAAGAACAAAAGAUUGUAAAGGUUCUCAAGGCUCAACAGGCGAGUGCGAAAGCAAGUAAGAAAGCCGCAAAG
Iphiclides podalirius (scarce swallowtail) is the source of this 480-nucleotide messenger RNA. The record is from the annotation of a GenBank genome assembly. NCBI's taxonomy places the organism in Eukaryota, Metazoa, Arthropoda, Insecta, Lepidoptera, Papilionidae.